AUGAUGUAUAGCCGGAAUAAAUUUAAUCGUUUAACUCGAAAUGAAUAUUUGCCAGAGAUAAUUAUGAUUAUUGUUAUGAUUAUUAUGAUUCAUUUUUGUAAUACAUACUAUGAAUAUACUGGAAAUCAAUAUGUAUUGAUCGAUGAUGAUCAUUUGAAUGAAUUUUGUCCAUUAUAUCCUUCGACUAUGCAAGGCAGUAAAGAUGUUAUUAUGUUAGAGAAUGCAGAAUGGUCAGAUAGUCCAAAUGUACAAAUGGGUGGAAUUUUUGCACCCAAUGAUUGUAAAUCUAGACAAGAACUUGCUGUUAUUAUUCCAUUUCGCAAUAGAGAAUAUCAUCUUAAAUUAUUAUUAAAAUAUCUUCAUCCAUAUCUUCAAAAACAAAAACGUUCUUAUCAUGUCUUUGUUGUAGAACAGAUAGGCAAUGUUACCUUUAAUAAAGGUAUUAUCAUGAAUGUUGCAUUUCAAGAAGCCUUAAAAACUCGCUCAACAUUUAAUUGUUUUAUAUUUCAUGACGUUGAUUUAGUGCCUGAGAAUGAUUACAAUGUUUAUGAAUGCGAUAAAAAAGCACCUCGGCAUUUAUCACCAGCUGUUGAUGAAUUACGUUACGUAUUGAUGUACAAUCAUUUGGUUGGAGGUGUUUUAGCGUUAAGUAAAGAACAGUUUACUAAAGUGAAUGGUUGGUCAAAUCUGUAUUGGGGUUGGGGAGCAGAAGAUGACGAUAUGGCUGAAAGAAUACGAAAUUCGAGUUAUCGUUUAAGUCGACCACCGAAUCAUAUAGGUCGUUAUAAGAUGAUUCGUCAUGAAAAACGUGAACGUGCUGUAAAUCGACAUAAAUUACUUCAAGGUUGGAAACGCUAUUUAAAUGAUGGUGUAAAACAAUUAGAUAAAAUUGAUUAUACAAUAGAAAAUGUACAUCAAGAGAAAUUGUACACACAUAUUUUAGUGAAUUUAACGCGUUCAGCAACACAUCAAUUAGAUUAUUUACUUGAAUAA
Rotaria socialis is the source of this 993-nucleotide messenger RNA. The record is from the annotation of a GenBank genome assembly. Lineage: Eukaryota; Metazoa; Rotifera; Eurotatoria; Philodinida; Philodinidae.